CACGCAUUUCGUGAUAGCUGAGAGAUUGCCGCCAUAUUUUUUUACUUGGGACAAGAGUUUGUUUGACGACUAGUGCAAGUGAGAAUUUCCUGUGAAUAAAUUGGAAAAGGUUGUUCGUGUGAAGGAAUUCGAGGACAGUUGAGGUGCAAGCGUGUCGGGCAAGUUGUCCGCGAGGCGUUUUCGUGGAAUUGUGAUCACCUGUGCGGGGAAAACGGCGCGAUUCGAAAACGCGAAAUACACUCUUUGCGAGCGAGGACCGUGAGGAUUGAGCGAUAGCGCGAGUUUCGUUCACGUCUCGAGUUGUUGUGUGUGUGCGUUGCAGCUCGCAAAUUAUCUCCCGUAUGCUCGCUGCUCCCAUUUGGUGAAUUCCCUCGGAAAAUCAUAAAUUGCAAGACGACGACGAAUUGGGAGUUUGUUUGGCAACAAAAGGCUGUGCACGGGCCCGGAGCAGGAUACGCGCCAACGGUGCACGCGACCCGUGACCAGGCGCCGCGUAGUGUUUUCGGCUGAGUGAAUGGUGGCGCGCGUUGGGCGCUCGCAAGUGUAAUGGCGCUGCCUAUAAAUUCACUGUACUCGCUAACGUGGAGCGACUAUGGAACUUCGCUUGUGUCGGCCAUUCAACUUUUGCGCUGUCAUGGCGAUCUUGUCGACUGCACUCUGGCGGCGGGCGGGCGAAGCUUUCCCGCUCACAAGAUCGUCCUGUGCGCGGCCAGUCCGUUUUUAUUCGAUUUGCUGAAGAAUACUCCUUGUAAACAUCCUGUUGUCAUGUUAGCUGGAGUUAACGCCAAUGACUUGGAGGCCUUACUUGAGUUCGUCUAUCGGGGUGAAGUGAGUGUUGAUCACUCACAACUUCCCUCGUUAUUGCAAGCUGCUCACUGUUUAAAUAUUCAAGGAUUAGCUCCUCAAACUGUAACAAAAGAUGAUUAUACGACGCAAAUACAACUUCACCCUAUGAUGCAGCCACAUUAUACCGAUCACGACCAGGAACAGCUUAUUGCCACAAUUGCAGCCCCCCAACAACACACGGUCCAUGCUCAAGUUGUAGAAGAUAUAAAUGCAGGAACCAUUACCGCACAUGUUCAGGAUGUUAAAGAUGUUAUAAAUCAAUUUUUACCGGCCCGGAAACGAAAACCAAGAGCAAAAAAGUCACCGGUUUCAAAAAUCCCUCGGACUGAUGGCAUGGAUACGACGACAAUAACAACCCAAACGACAACGGAAAAUGGCGAAACGACAAUUGCAUCGACACCUAUUAAACCGGAUCCAAGCUUAAAUGAUACAGUGGCGACGAUAGCGACGGACUCAUCAGCGACAACACCGGCAACACCAAGUACGACGAAAACAGGAAGUGCUGCAAAACCGCGGUCGAGAUCUCAAUCGGAACAACCGGCAACGUGUCCCAUUUGUUUUGCAAUCAUCCGGCAAUCGAGGAAUUUAAGACGCCAUCUGGAACUGCGACAUUUUGCCAAACCUGGAGUGAAAAAAGAGAGGAAAGGUGAAUUGCCAUCUGCGAAGAAACCAACAACGGGCACAGCUGCAACAACGCCGAACACAAUUACAACAACAGUACCAGCAAGUAAUGUUCCUACGGUACAAACAGUUCAAACGUUACACACUCUGCAAACGGUCCAAGUGAAAAAAGAACCGGAUGCUAUGGGAUCGGUAUCAGCGGCUGCAACAACACCAGUGACUGUAACUGUUCAGGCGCCACAGACUCAGCAAAUUCAAGUACAAUCGCAACAACAUAUAUCACAACAGCAGCAACAGCAACAAACACAACAGCAAGCGCAACAGCAACAAACCCAACAGCAACAACAGCAGCAGCAACAACAAACGGCGAUAAUUGACCAAACGGGGACAAUAACAACGAGUGGCGGCCAACAACAGUUAGUGACACAAACAGAAAAUACGGAUGGUACAACAUCGCUCUCUAUAGCGCACGUACAAACCUUACAAGGCCAUCAGUUAACGCUGCAAAAUCUUAAUCAGGCAGCAAUAAUACGUAAUGAUGAACUGGCUUCAGGUAUUAUAGCAACGCAUGAGCCAACCUUAAGACCCCAUACUGAAUUGUAUCGUGUAGGUGCUGUAUAUACCAUAGAGGAGCGUGAAUUUGAUAACAAUAAACUAUCAUAGAGUAGCAUUCUUAAUAUUAAUGAUAAAGAAAGAAAAAUUAUAUGGAAACAAUGAAAAUAUUAUAUUUAAUUGUAAAAUACAUACAUUAUACAUAGGAAUCCGGAGACCAGCGAACGGUAACACUUAACAGUAGCAUAAGUGAUCAUUAUUUUUAAUUAUAAUUAAACGAAAGUUUAUGUUUUCAUCAUAUUUUAUCGAAAAUGAUAAUAAAAAAAUUGAAAAAAAACCUCAAAGCAUGAUAAAAUCGUGGCAGCACAAAAUUCAUUUUCAAAGGCGGUAUCAAACCUAAACCGUCCCUUUUGGACUCUGAUCGUUUCAAACUAAACCGAAUCCUUGCAUUUUACAAACAAACAAAAAAGUUGAAAAAAAUCUCUAGAACAAAAGUUAGCGACCAUUUCGUUUUCCUAGUGUUUAUUUGAGACUAUCUUUAAGCCUAUUUUUCGUUGAUUAAGUGCAAUUGUUUCCGGCCGCAUUGAAUACACACAUUUAUUGGUUUUCGUGUCUAGUAUUUUUACGUUCUUUGAUCAAAACCUCUUAUUCGUACUCGUAAUUGCGAAGAAUGUCACGAUAUUUGUUGGGUGAACGUUUUUAUAUCAAAUAUAAAAGUUCACCGCGAUCUAGGUCAAUCGGGACAUUCUAGUAAUUUAGUUGUGGUCCGAACUGGUAAAUUAAAAGAGAUGUCCUUCUGGAUGUAAGAGAGUGUCUUUUUCUUGAUUUUUAGUAUAAUUGAAUGAGAAACUUGAAUAUAAUUUGUUUUAUUCAUUUCGUUUAAGUAUUGAUGUUGAUAAAAUAAAGAUCAUGGAAAUCAUUUGAAAUUUUA
Hermetia illucens (black soldier fly) is the source of this 2950-nucleotide messenger RNA. RefSeq names its product transcription factor GAGA. NCBI's taxonomy places the organism in Eukaryota, Metazoa, Arthropoda, Insecta, Diptera, Stratiomyidae. Gene Ontology annotation, cellular component: nucleus. The transcript is spliced from 7 exons. Bases 547 to 2130 code for a protein of 527 amino acids. The record is from RefSeq and is a predicted model, not a curated record. Gene Ontology annotation, biological process: regulation of transcription by RNA polymerase II. Gene Ontology annotation, molecular function: protein binding.